Molecule: messenger RNA, 1800 nt
Organism: Vanrija pseudolonga
Lineage: Eukaryota; Fungi; Basidiomycota; Tremellomycetes; Trichosporonales; Trichosporonaceae
Gene: vps17
Product: Vacuolar protein sorting-associated protein 17
Exons: 5
Coding region: 73-1767 (564 amino acids)
Biological process (GO): intracellular protein transport; retrograde transport, endosome to Golgi
Cellular component (GO): endosome; retromer, tubulation complex
Molecular function (GO): phosphatidylinositol-3-phosphate binding
Source: RefSeq, a predicted model, not a curated record
CUACAUCACACCAAUCUCGCGACCUAGCUAAAGCGCACGCUACCACCCAGCCAGCGUACCGCACAGCCCACAAUGGACCCACUAUCCCCUGCAAACAUCAACGCGGGGUGGUCGAGUGAGCCGGCACCGUCGCUCUCGGCCCCACCACCCCAACCGCAACUGCAACCCCCCGGCCCGCCCUCGCCCUCGUCGUCAACACACAUCCGCGACCCCCAGGUCUACGGCGACCCGGGCACGACCAUCAUGAGCUCGCCGACCGCGUCCCAGUCGGACAAGCCGGUGCCGUACCUGCGUGUGCGCAUCGGCGGCCUCGACAGGAAUCGCAAGGACCUGCUUAUCCGCUACGACGCGAGCACCAACCUGCCAAACUUUCGCACAACGCUCUACCGGAACAUGCAGCGGUCAUAUGUCGAGUUCCAGCGCUUCGCCGAGCAGGUACAGCUGUGCUGCCCUCAGACAAUCAUUCCCGCCCUCCCGCCCCCACACACGUCGGCAGCGACAGAAGAGGAAGAUGAUCGGCUUGUGCGCAUGUCGCUGCAGAAGUGGUUCAGCCGUAUCUGCGACGACCCCGUCCUGCAGAAGGAGGACGAGCUGCGGAGCUUCAUCGAGUCGGACUUUGGGUACCAGCCUGUACCUCCGCCAUCUGCGCGGCGGAACGGGAGCUCGUCGAGCGCCGCGAGUCAGGUGUUCAACGCUGCGCUGAGCAAGGUGGUCCGCCGCGGCCCGCUCGACGACGACGACGAGAUCCAGAGCGCGCGACUCGCGCUCGAGAAGCUCGAGCCGGCGUGGACUAACGCCGCUACUGCUGUCGGGAACCUCGGCAAGGCGCGCAAGGCCCUCGCGACGGCCAACCAGGACGUCGGCGCCAAGCUGAUCGCACUCGCGACGGACGAGAACGACAUCAACCUCGCCACGGCGCAGCGCAAGAUUGGGCGCGUGUACGACCAGCUGUCAAACAUGGCGGGUGCGCAGAUCGCAAGCGAGAAUGUGAUUCUCAACGACUCGCUCGCGUACCAGGGUCUCAAUGCGCGUGCGGCGCGCGACGCGCUGGCACAGCGCACGCAGAUUCUCGAGGACUCGCAGAGCGCGACCAAGGCGGCGAUCAACAAGCGCCGCAAUGUCGAGCGGCUCAAGGGUAGCAGCAGCAUCAACCCCACCAAGGUGGACGACGCGAUCGCGGAGAUGGAGGAGGCCAACGCGCUCGACAACCGCCUCACAUCACAUAUCAACAACAUCUCGGCCAACCUCCACUCUGCGCUGCGCGCGCACUCGCGCAACGCGCACGAGGACGUUGCCGUCUCGCUGCUCGAGCACGCGAGGAUGAGCAUCAUCUUCAACCGCCAGAUCCUGCGCGAGCUCGAGGCCCUCCGGCCAGACCUGCAGCGUAUCGGUACCACGGCGCCGCCUCCGCCCGCACACGUCGCGAACGCCGUGUCCCCGCUCAGUCAGCACGCAGCAGCUCCACCGCCGCUCCACGCCCAGGCAGGCGCGCCGCCCCUCGGCCCGCCAGCGGCCGCCGGCUCGCAGUCCAUGUUCCUCCCCGCCCCGGGCGCCGAUGUCCCGCGCCCACAAUCAGCGGCCGGCGCAGCGCCAGGUGCACCGCAGCUCGCUCCCUCCGGCCCAGUGGACCCGCUCACCGGCCUCCCGGUGAACAAUAUGGCCCAGAGCAUGAUCCUCCCCGGCCAGCGUGGUGGCGCGCCGGUGCGCCCGCCCGCCAGGCGGCUCGACGAGCGCAAGGCUGCCAAGCUGCUCGCUGGCGGCUUCUAGUAUGAUGUAGUUAGGAUGGUGCAUGCAGGAGAU